Saccoglossus kowalevskii is the source of this 1032-nucleotide messenger RNA. RefSeq lists its product as uncharacterized. Lineage: Eukaryota; Metazoa; Hemichordata; Enteropneusta; Harrimaniidae. The record is from RefSeq and is a predicted model, not a curated record.
AACGAACAGGCGAGUGAGACGACUGAGUUGUUCAAACAGCGUAUGUAAGAUACUGUUUGCUCAGGUUUUUUGACUGUUGGUAUAUCGGUUGGGUACGCAUCUGGGCUCUUUGAUACAAUGGCGAAACUAGGUAGACCAUGCCACGCCAAGGACAUUGCUGAGGCUGCGGGUAUGAAGGAAAGGUAUGUCAGGGAAUGGCUUGGUGCCAUGGUAACUGGAAGAAUAGUGGAAUUUGAUACUUCUGACGAGACAUAUGUUCUCCCUUCACAUAGAAUAGAAGUGCUGUGCCGGCAACGUGGGGAUGGAUCUGAAGCAGUCGUAUCAGAGGCAGUUCCUGCAAUAUGUGAAGUCUACUCAGAUAUUUUAAAGUGCAUGGAAAUAGAUGGUCCGAAAGGACUACCAUAUUCAAGAUACAAUCUGUUUUCAAAAUGGCUGGAGUUAAAGGAAGAAACAAGAGCGGAUUUCACACCAAGUAAAUAUCUAUCUGAGGUAAACGAAGUUAAACAGAUACUUGGAUUAUCGACACUGGUUUGUGAAAUUGGUUGUAGCUCUGGUACGGGAUUGUGUCGUUUAGCUACAGACUAUCCCAACCCUAGAUAUUAUGGUAUCGAUAUUUCCCAGUCCGCUAUUAAAACUGCAAAGUCACUGGCAGAGACAGCUAAUCUAAGCAACGUAACCUUUAGUUGUACCGACACCACAAGGUUACAGGAUGAUUGGGAAGCUAAAUUCGAUGUGGUGUAUUGUAUGGACGUGGUCCAUGAUGUACCUCGACCUGACAUACUUUUAAAGGAAAUCCAUCGCAUCUUGAAAAAAGGUGGAUUUUUCAUCAUGGUGGAUAUUAAUGGUCACACCAAGUUAGCUGAUAAUAUGGCCCUACCUUUCGCAUCUGUGAACUACAUGUUUAGUUUAUUUGCCUGCAUGCCAAUGUCACUGUAUGCAGAUGGCUGGGGUCUUGGAUCAAUGUGGGGCCAGGAAAAAGCAUUUGAAAUGCUGACUAAUGCACAUUUUGAAUGUUUGUCAAUCUCUGAUUGA